Messenger RNA from Prunus dulcis (almond), 594 nucleotides. RefSeq lists its product as uncharacterized. Lineage: Eukaryota; Viridiplantae; Streptophyta; Magnoliopsida; Rosales; Rosaceae. The transcript has a single exon. Bases 1 to 594 code for a protein of 197 amino acids. Gene Ontology annotation, molecular function: nucleic acid binding; RNA-DNA hybrid ribonuclease activity. The record is from RefSeq and is a predicted model, not a curated record.
AUGGUGGGUUGGGCAAUUUGGGAAGCACGAAAUGGAUUGCUAUGGAAUAAUAAGAAGAGUCGGCCUGAACAUGUCAGCUUGCAUGCAUCUCUGAGGCUACAGGAUUUUUUGCGGGUUAAUAAUUGCUUGGGGUCUCAAAGUAGGCAAGGUCAGAUAAAACAAAUGUGGCAACCACCACAUGAGAACAGUCUUAAAAUAAAUGUGGACGGUGCUUGGCAGCCAGGGACCACGGAGGGUGGCGUUGGUGUGGUUGUGAGAGACUCCACGGGCAAAUUUGUGGCGGGUUGUGCAAUUAAAUUCACUAAUGUUUUCUCUGCGUCACAAGUUGAGGCCUUGGCGGCAAGAACAGGUACAAUAUUGGUGAUGGAAAGGGGUUAUCAAAAUGUUGUCUUUGAAAGUGAUGCUCUCCAGAUCGUUACAGCACUUCGAAAUCAUUCCAUAGAUAGGUCCGUUCUAGGACCUGUGGUGGAGGAUACUAAGAGCUUGCUGACACAGAUCACUGGGGAAGGUUUUACCCAUAUUCGUCGUACUGCUAAUGGUGUGGCUCAUCGUUUAGCUCGUUUUGCCUUGCAUAUUGGGGGUUCUUUAUACUAG